Cyclopterus lumpus (lumpfish) is the source of this 3415-nucleotide messenger RNA. RefSeq names its product T-box transcription factor 2b (gene tbx2b). The record is from RefSeq and is a predicted model, not a curated record. Gene Ontology annotation, biological process: positive regulation of DNA-templated transcription; cell fate specification; regulation of transcription by RNA polymerase II. Lineage: Eukaryota; Metazoa; Chordata; Actinopteri; Perciformes; Cyclopteridae. Gene Ontology annotation, molecular function: DNA-binding transcription factor activity, RNA polymerase II-specific; RNA polymerase II cis-regulatory region sequence-specific DNA binding. Gene Ontology annotation, cellular component: nucleus. The coding region runs from base 110 to 2170 and encodes 686 amino acids. The transcript has 7 exons.
UACACAAAUUAAGUGCUCGCGAAGCGCGGACCUAUACUCGGGCUCUGGGUUUGGGGGGGAUUACCACUCAAAUAUCCAUUAUUUCACUUCGGUUUUUGUGGAUGCACCGAUGAGAGAUCCAGUUUUCACAGGGACUGCAAUGGCUUAUCACCCUUUCCACGCACACCGGGCGACCGACUUCCCAAUGUCCGCCUUUCUAGCGGCCGCGCAGCCUUCCUUCUUCCCGGCGCUCAGCAUGCCUCCCGGAGCGCUCACCAAGCCCCUUACGGACCACGGCCUGGCCGGGGCGGCGGAGGCUGGGCUCCACCCGGCCCUGAGCCACCAUCAGGCGGCUCAUCUCCGCAGCAUGAAGAGCCUUGAGCCCGAGGAGGAAGUGGACGACGACCCCAAAGUUAUAUUGGAAGCCAAGGAUCUUUGGGACCAAUUUCAUAAACUCGGGACGGAGAUGGUUAUUACCAAGUCCGGAAGGAGGAUGUUCCCUCCGUUCAAAGUGAGAAUAAACGGCCUCGAUAAAAAAGCCAAAUACAUCCUGCUGAUGGACAUCGUGGCGGCGGACGACUGCCGCUACAAGUUCCACAACUCCCGCUGGAUGGUGGCUGGAAAGGCCGACCCGGAGAUGCCCAAGAGGAUGUAUAUCCACCCGGACAGCCCGGCCACCGGCGAGCAGUGGAUGGCGAAGCCUGUUGCUUUCCAUAAACUCAAGCUGACCAACAACAUUUCAGACAAACACGGAUUUGUCCAGACGAUCCUGAACUCCAUGCACAAGUACCAGCCCCGGUUCCACAUAGUGCGGGCCAACGACAUCCUGAAGCUCCCCUACAGCACCUUCAGGACCUACGUCUUCCCGGAGACCGAGUUCGUGGCCGUGACGGCCUACCAGAACGACAAGAUAACACAGCUGAAGAUCGACAACAACCCGUUUGCCAAAGGAUUCAGAGACACGGGGAACGGGAGGAGAGAGAAAAGGAAACAGCUCACCAUGCCGUCGCUCCGGAUGUUUGAGGACCAGUGCAAGGCGGACCGGGAAGGAGCGGACUCGGACGCCUCAUCCAGCGAGCCUCCGAGCGGCAGGGACGCCGUCCACUCCCCGCUGGGAGCCGAUACCAGCCCGAUGAGGUUCAGCAGGGCCAGUCGAGAUGAGAAAACGUGCUCGGACAGCGAGCAGGAGAUGGAGCAUCACGACGAGCGCUGCACUGGCUCAGAAAGCCCGGGACCUGAACCCGUGUCCCCCUACAGCUCCAGGUGUGAGGAGCGCAUCAGGGACAGGCCUAGCACAGAAAAGAAGGAGGACUCCUUAUUCAGCAUAAGGAACCUUGAGAAGGACAAAGCGGACAAAGCGGACAAAGCGGACAACAGGCACAGGAAGGACACCACGGACGUGUUGACAAAGGACUUGGACGCCGGAGGCAUUAGUGCCACUAAGGAGACCUUCUCCCCUCUCAUGGUUCAGACCGAGAGCCCCUCGCACUUCAGCCCAGGCCACUUACAAAGUCUGGCUCUGUCUGGCCUGCACAGUCAGCAGUUCUUUAACCCUAUGGGUGCCGGAUCACCACUGUUGUUUCACCCCGGGCAGUUUGCCAUGGCCCCAGGAGCCUUUUCUGCUCUGGGCAUGGGGCAUCUAUUGGCCUCUGUAUCUGGAGCAAGUGGUUUGGAAAACAGCGUUCUCUCCAACCAGGGCACAGGAGGAAGCCCCAACCCCUUCCCCUUCCAUCUGUCUCAGCACAUGCUCGCCUCUCAGGGCAUCCCCAUGCCUCCGUUUGGCGGCCUGUUCCCAUAUCCCUACACCUACAUGGCGGCGGCUGCUGCUGCUGCGGCCUCAGCCCUCCCAGCCACCAGCCCACUCUCCAGGAACCCUUUCCUGGGCGCGUCACGUCCCCGGCUCCGCUUCAACCCCUACCAGCUCCCAGUGUCGCUGCCUCAGAGCCUGCUCACCCCUGGCCUGCAGGGCAGCCUGAACCCUGGCUCCGAAUCCUCCAAACCGGGCAGCAGGGAGACCAGCCCGGCUCCGGAGCACCACAGCAACCAUAAGACAGGAGGGUCAAGUGGGAGGGGGGCAUCUCCCAAAACCUCUUUGAAGGACUCAGUGAAUGAGCUGCAAAGCAUCCAGAGGCUGGUGAGCGGCCUGGAGAGCCAGCGGGAGCCCUCCCCGCGUGCAGACUCUCCCAAGUGAUGAACACUCUCUGUUUGGGAUGAAGACUUGGCUUGAAGAGGACUAGAAGUGCAUUUGUCCUGUACAGCACAUUAGGGAGACUGGGAGGAGGUUUGACCGAUAUGGGUCCAGUGAAGGCUGAUAACUGGUAUUUUGGAACAAAGCAGCAGAUAGACAAAAAUGUUGCCCAUAUAAUUCAAUUUAAUCUUUUUUAAAUCCAUAAGUAUUAAGGGUCUCCCCUGGAGCUUACCUGUUAGAAAGGGUUUUGACUAUCACCAGACACUUACUUUCCCCCUGAAUCCCAGUGUGUUUUUUGGGGGUUAGCGGCUCUUGAAGGCAGGCUCACUCAAAAUAAUAUUAUACAAAAACAAUGAAAUAUAUAUAAACAUGCAACACAUUUUAGACAAUGAAAUACAAAAAAAUGAUGAUGAAACACAAAUCAACGUCAAGAGACUUAAGGAUUCCCCUACACAUGUGUAGGCACUGAGACGUUAUCUGUCCCCGGUAUCAGAGGGUCAGUACCGGCCUCUUCGAUCGGUCCCACCGGCCUGAGAGCCCGCAGCUCGCGGGGGAGCGGCGCGUUGCGGUCGGGCAUCUUGAAGCGUUUGAGCGGCCUGGUCGCGGCAGGCAGGUCUCGAGCUGCAUCCAAAAACUUCUCUUUCUUUUUUUCCAGGCCUGAUUAUUUCAUAAGGCAUGAAGGUGAACGAUCUGAGAGGAGGAAAGAACCGCUUUGCAUUUCAUGGCAGAAAAAAAAGAUUUCUGAACUAUUUAUGUAAUUAAAGAUAAAACAAAUCCUGUAAAUAAAGCUAAGAUCCAAGAAUAUGCAAUUGGUAUUAAUUUAUUCAAGGCUGUAUAUUAGCGUGUAUAUAUUUCGAAUUUAACUUGUUACUUUUUUUUCUUUUCCUCCUCCUCUCCCCAUUUUACAUGAACGUAUACUGUAAAUGAAAAAGCUAUUUAGCGCUUGUUGGUUUGAAAAACUGUUUAUGAAGCAUCGCUGAUUUCUAGGUGACGUGUGUGCCAUGUUUUAGUCUGCAUCCACCGACAUGAGACAGGAAGAGAGAAAGAGCUCCACAUGGAUUCAAAAACACCUCAGGUUAUUUCACUCCAGCCAGGAGACAUUCAAAGCAAUUCCUCCUUCGGGCGCAUCAUUCAUAUCUAUUCAAAAUUAUAUUUAAAGAAGAAAGUAUCUUGUUUAUGCUGGUUGUCCGUUUUUUUGUUUUUUUUUGGAUUGUCUCACAAUUUCAAUAAAAAAUCGUUGUGCUGAAA